AGCAAUCUAGAUUAUUUAUACGGUGAAGAGUCAUUUACUUGUCUUAUAAUUUAUACCAUCACCCACAACAUGUCUGUCAAAGAAAUAGUAACGCUUCAAAUUGGUCAUUUUUCCAAUUUUGUUGGAACACAUCUAUGGAAUAUACAGGAAUCCUCCUUCAUCUAUGAUCCUGCCAGUGCCUCAGAGAAAGAAGUGAAUCAUGAUGUCUUGUAUAGAGAGGGACAGAAUCAAAGGAGACAGAUCACAUUUACACCCAGACUGGUUGCUUCUGACUUAAAGGGUAGCUUGAAGACGUUGAAACAGCAGGGUGAAUUGUAUGAUACUGGAACAGAGGGAGAGGAGAUACUGUGGCCUGGCGAUGUCACCAUGCACACGGAGGAGGCUGCGGGGAAGAACGCGUUCCUGAUGGGGCUAGAUGGAGGUUGGAGUCAGACAGGCAGUUCUGACCGUCAUAUAAAAAAUGAAAGUGAUGAUGAUGAUGAUGAUGACAAGGAUGAUAUAGAAGCUCUGAAAGAGAAGAAGAAGUCUGAACACCACACACAAGUGAAACCUAGCCCAGUAUUGGGUAAACAUCUCAAUAGCUUUGAUGAUCAGGUCACAGUCUGGUCAGAUUUCCUUGGCUCCCACUUUCAUCCAAAGUCUGUACAUGUAGUUGAAGAAUACAAGCACCAGGAUGAACUUUCCGCAUUUGACUUGUUUCCUCUUGGGGAAAGUGUCUUGAAGAACUAUGAGACAAACUGUGACUGGGAAGAUCGCCUGCACUUUUUCACAGAGGAGUGUGACAACUUGCAAGGCUUUCAUGUACUUAUGGACACUCAUGAUGGAUUUGGUGGGCUUGGUACUGGACUACUGAAGUACAUAGAGGAUGAAUUUCCGGGGAAGGGUGUUCUAACAUUUGGUUUUACUCCCUCAGGACUUCCUGAUGACACACCCGCGGCACGAGCAACAAGAAUUAUUAAUUCAGCUCUUUCAUACGAGGCGGCGAGCUCUCACAGUUCCCUGUUUGUACCAGCCUCACUUGCGAAAGGUUUGUGGAGAGUCUUGGAAGGACCACAUAUGUUCCCAAGCUUGAACUAUAAGUCAAUUCCGUAUCACACUAGUGCUAUUUUAGCAUCAGCUAUAGACACGAUGUCUCUGCCAUACAGGUUGGAUACAGGGGCAAUAAAUCUGAGAGACAUUACGCAUUCAUUCAAUCUCCAAGGAAGAAAACUAGGAGCACUUAAUACAAGCUUACCCCUCAGUAUCUUUCAGGAUGAAAGUUUGAUCGAUUUUCUUGCACAGUACACGGAUGAUCUGAACUCCUGCCCCUGGCAAACAUUGACUCCACACUUAAAAGGAGUUAAUCCCCCAUUUGCGCAAUCUGUGGUUCUGCGGGGAAUAAAGCCCUCACAAGUACCCUCAACGUCUGAUCUACAAAAGCUUCCCCACUUCCUAGCAGGCCUCACAAACAGAGAAGAAGUCAUGAGAAAUUUUCUUGGUGAGAAGUUCGCUGGCAGCCCCUUUGCAGUGAACUGUUUGAAUUCCCCUAUGAAGACAUCUAUACCAUUCCCCCAUAUAUUCAGUGAUAAGCUAACAAAGACUGGAUAUGUUAGCCGAGCAAAACGUCCGGAUGACUGUGGUGUAGAGAGUGUUCCAAUGAUGACAUCACUCCAAAGUACACCUGAGCUUGGUACAUUAAUAGACAGUCUGUACCAGGCGGCCUCCAAGAUUAACAUGAAGAAACACCACAAGUACUUGGCGUGUGGUAUGGAAGAGGACGACUAUGCCGAGACACUGAGCUCCCUCAUGGCACUCAGACAGUGUUACAGUGCCCAUAAUGAGGCUAUCUGAUGUCACCAGAGAUCGGAACAUUUCUGGACACCCUCUUCGGUGCCACAUUCAAGAUUAACAUUAAGAAGCACUGCAGGGUCUUGGCAUGUAGGCGGGAGGAGGAUGACUUAACAGAGAAAUUGAUUUCCCUCAUCUCACGUUCACAUUGUGACAGUGCAUAUACUUUGGCUCUUUCAUGUCACUAGAAAACUAAGGCCAAACAUACAUUGUUUAUCCAAAUAUGGAAAAGACAACAGUCAUUUUAAAAGUAUAAGUUACCAUGCUGAUGUCUCUCAUGUGAGUAGAGAACUAUGGUAAUGAUUGUAAUUUUGCAAUGGUAUUUCAUGUAGCAACAGAAUAAUGAUAAUUGUGCAGUUUUUUUUUAUCAUUUUGAUAUUAAUUUAUACAACUUGUAAAUACAUCAAGCUUUAGUGUGUUUCCUGGGAAUAUAACAGUAUGAGUGUCCCAUGUUGACAGGCUGCAUGAAAAAGUGCCCCUGGUGUCGGGCUGACACAAGACUAGCUUACCCCUUGUUAAAUGUUAAAGAGUGUUGAUUUUCUGGUAAAAUAUGUUGUAUGGUGUUUUUCAAACACAAAUUUGUUAAAUGCUUUUUGUAGCAAUUUUAUUAAACUUAACAAAAUACAUAAUUAUUUUCAACAUUUUUUAAUAGAACAAUAAGCAAAACACACACUGAAUGCAUGUAAAAAUGGUAGCAAAAAGGCUCAACUUGAAAAAUAGAAAUGUGAAUAAAAUUAAAAUGCACCAGAUGGAAUGAGAUUAUGACUGGGAAAAAAACACAUUGUUUAAUAUAUUUUAAUUCAGAUCAAUGAAAAACUUAAAUAAAUGAACAAUUUAAUAAACAUAUGAUAUAUAAUAAUGGGCCGAUUGUUCAGAACUUUGUUAAAGUUAACAAUUUGAUUAACAUCAUGGUUGUUGACUGUGUAAGUCGAACUAUUUUAUGAUGUGUUCAGCUGCUCAUAUAUUUAAAUAAACAAGUACAGCUAAAACUGUUGUCUCGAAUCUUGUUAGGAAUACUGCUGAUAAUAAGUGUGAAAGCAAUUCAUAUUUGGAAGUUAAUAACGAUGACUUUAACAACGUUGUUAACUUUAAUGAAGUUCUGGAGAAUCGGCCCAUUUGUCAUUUUGUCUCUAAUAAAUGUACUUGCACAUGGUUAUGUAAAAAUGGCCUUCAAUAAAACCCUGAUAUUUAAGAA
Messenger RNA from Mya arenaria, 3022 nucleotides. RefSeq names its product protein misato homolog 1-like. The record is from RefSeq and is a predicted model, not a curated record. Gene Ontology annotation, biological process: mitochondrion distribution. The transcript is spliced from 4 exons. NCBI's taxonomy places the organism in Eukaryota, Metazoa, Mollusca, Bivalvia, Myida, Myidae. The coding region runs from base 70 to 1830 and encodes 586 amino acids. Gene Ontology annotation, cellular component: cytoplasm.